This is a messenger RNA of Coregonus sp. 'balchen', 4138 nucleotides long. The record is from the annotation of a GenBank genome assembly. NCBI's taxonomy places the organism in Eukaryota, Metazoa, Chordata, Actinopteri, Salmoniformes, Salmonidae.
GGAAGAGAAAGUCUACACGGUAUUUACGACCGGUCAUAAAACUGGCCCCCAGGAAAAGGGGUGUUCAAACCUUUGCUUUGCCGGCAUGUUUGAUCCUCAACCCAUGAGGGCAAGUCAUGACAACUGUAGAGACAAUGCAUGGUUGGCUGACAGUGUACUGUGUGUUUUCAGAGCCCUCCCAAGGGAGGGGAGGCAUCAGUGGAGGACUGUACAGUCUUACCAGCUCCUUCUGUGUCUGAACCCUCUUCAAAGGAUAACAUACCAGGGAAGGGUAAGACGUAAACACACACAACCCACAGCCCAGUGCUGAUCCCUGUGUAUAUUUCUAGUUAACAACUAGUGUCAUUAACUUGUUACGUGUGUGUGUGUGUGUGUGUGUUUAAUCACAGGUAACAACGUGACAGAGUCACUGGAGGAGUCUGCAGCAGCGUACACCAAAGCCACAGCCAAGAAGUGCAUCUUGGAGAAGGUAGACGUCAAAACUGGAGAAGAAUCAGAAAGUAACGUUUUGCAGGUCGGUGGCUGGUCUCUGUGGCUGACGAUAUACGAAUACAUCAGGGCCCAUAUUCACCUAGCGUCUCAGAGUAGGAUUGCUGAUGUAGGAUUAGUUUUAAAUAUUACUAUUGGAUGGGGGGGAUCCAUGUAAUAGUAAUAUUUAAAACUAAUCCUACAUCAGCAAUCCUACUGAUCCCCCCCCCCAAUAAGUAAUGUGUGUGUGUGUGUGUCUCCCCCCUCAGGUCCAGUGCAAGUUGUUUGUGUUUGACAAGACAGCCCAGUCGUGGAUAGAGCGGGGUCGAGGGCUGCUCAGGCUUAAUGACAUGGCAUCCGCAGAUGACGGAUCACUACAAUCACGUCUAGGUAGGUACACACUGGCCUGUAUACUCACCUGUACACAUUUUGACUGAUUGUUUGUCUCAGUAACUAAUAUACUGAAAAAAUAUAUAAACGCAACAUUCAACAAUUUCAAAGAUUUUGCUGAGUUACAGUUCAUAUAAGGAAAUCAGUCAAUUGAAAUAAAUAAAUUAGGCUCUAAUCAAUGGAUUUCACAUGACUGGGAAUACAGAUAUGCAUCUGUUGGUCACAUGUACCUUAAAAAAAGGUAGGGGCAUGGAUCAGAAAACCAGUCAGCAUCUCCUUCGCAUAGAGUUGAUGGCUGUUGAUUGUGGCCUGUGGAAUGUUGUCCCACUCCUCUUCAAUGGCUGUGCGAAGUUGCUGGAUAUUGGCGGGAACUGGAAUAAGCUGUCGUAAACAUCAAUCCAGAGCAUCCCAAACAUGCUCAAUGGGUGACGUCUGGUGAGUAUGCAGGCUAUGGACAUUUUCAGCUUCCAGGAAUUGUGUACAGAUCCUUGCGACAUGGGGCUGUAAAUUAUCAUGCUGGAACAUGAGAUGAUGGCUGCGGAUGAAUGGCACGGCAAUGGGCCUCAGGAUCUCGUCACGGUAUCUCUGUGCAUUUAAAUUGCCAUUGAUAAAAUGGUGUUCGUUCGUAGCUUAUGCCUGCCCAUACAAUAACCCCAACGCCACCAUGGGGCACUUUGUUUACAACGUUGACAUCAGCAAACCGCGCCCACACUACACCAUACACGUGGUCUGCGGUUGUGAGGCAGGUUAUAAAUUCCCUAAAACAACAUUGGAGGUGGCUUAUGGUAGAGAAAUUAACAUAACAUUCUCUGAUAACAGCUCUGGUGGAAAUUCCUGCAUUCAGCAUGCCAAUUGCUAGCUCCCUCAAAACUCGACACAUCUGUGACAUUGUGUUAUGUGACAAAACUGCACAUUUUAGAGUGGCCUUUUAUUGUCCCCAGCAAAAUGUGCACCUGUUAGUGAGCAUCAUGCUGUUUAAUCAGCUUCUUGAAAUUCCAUACAUGUCAGGUAGAUGGAUUAUCUUGGCAUAGGAUAAAUGCUCACUAACAGGGAUGUAAUAAAAAUGUGUCCACAAAAUUUGAGAGAAAUAAGCUUUUUGUGCAUAUGGAAAGUUUCAGGUAUCUUUUAUUUCAGCUCAUGAAACAUAGGACCAACACUUUACAUGUUGUGUUUAUAUUUUUGUUCAGUGUAGGUUAACUCACAAGCUCAAACUAAGAACAGACCUGGCUUGACAGGUUUAUGUCGAUUGAAUGGUCCAAAAUGUAUUGAACAAGUUUUUUUAGCAGUGGUUAUAGACCUUUACCUUCUCUGUCAGAAACAGUUUGAUCCAGUCCCACUGUAUGCCUAACUGAUUUCAUGUAGAAUGUGUGCAAAAGCGUUUUUGCAAUGGGUACACAAAUGUACCUAUUUUUUUCUGUUUACAAUUUUUAUCUAACGUCCUUGACCCAUAUACCUCUGUGUGUUCCCACAGUGAUGCGGACCCAGGGCAGCCUUAGGUUGAUCCUGAACACCAAGCUGUGGCCUCAAAUGCAGGUGGACAAGGCCAGCGAGAAGAGCGUCCGUGUCACCGCCAUGGACACAGAGGACCAGGGGGUCAAGGUCUUCCUAAUAUCGGUAUGACAUCACCAUCGCCCAGCGUUUAGCCUGCUUCAUGUUAUAGUCGUAUUACACGCUUUGUGUAUAGUUUUUACCUUUUAUCUGAGGAUGGGUGUUGAAAAAAAACUAUAGAGCUAUACACAUCUGUCACACCUUGGGGGGAAGCCAACAGAACGAAAUGGGGAGGGACCUACCUGAAUUUUUCCAAUAGACUCUUGAUUUCGUUACAGAAUAUUUUCUGUUUGGAGUAACCAGUUUCUGUUGCAAAACGUUUUGUAACUGUUUGCAACCGCUUGCUACGAUCUUUGUCUAAAUUAGUAUAUCCCUGUGUUUGUACCUGGCCCUAUUCAAAUAAAUUGGUUUGAAAUGUGGUGUAGUACUCAGUAGAGACACUAGAGGGAGUACAGGGAUAAGGAAGUAGACAGGUGCUUGAAAUAAACGCCUCAUCAGACAACAGUGUUUCUGAUGACUUCUGUGUCCCUGUCAUUGUGGUUCAGUUGAGGCUAGUUUUUAGGACAGUGCAGCAGUUGUCUGUGAUGUGUUGUUUAUCCCUAUUAUUAUUGUUGUGGUGUUUUUAACGACUUCCCUCUCUCCGUCCCUACUGUUAUUGUCAUGAUCUCCAGGCUAGUUCUAGGGAGGACACAGGUCAGCUGGCUGCAGCGCUGCACCAUCGUAUCCUGGCCCUGAAGAGCCGGGCAGACCAGGAGCCCCAGGAGGCCCCGGCUGCAGACUGCGCCCCCGAGGCUGACUUGCCCCACUCUGAAGGGGACAGCGAUGAGGAAGAUCAGGUCAACAAUGCAGCAGCUGCAGGUCUGGUCAAUAACUAGAUCUCUAGUGGGAUUACUGUGUGUGUGUGUGUGUGCGCAAGUGCAUCAGUCUCUGGUUUAGACCAGAGAUUGAUGUGUGUGAGUGGCUUUGGUAUGCGUCUGUGGCAUUCCAGCACUAUUAGUGUGACUUCAAGGUUCAACUGCCUCUGUGGUAUAUUGUGAAUAAUUAUUCCCAACGGUGCCCAUUGAUCUAAUCGUUGUAGUCUUCUCCCUGCAGUUAGUAGCAUGUCUUCAUGUAUCUUUCCAAUCACUAUUUCUGUACUACUAGUCUUCCUGUCCACCAUAUAGUAAUACAGGUAUUAACAUUUGUUGUUGCUCUGACCCACAGUUAACUCAGAGGGAGGAGAGGCUCAAGCUGCUGGAAGCACAUAGCGUUAGUCCCCCUAAAGGAUUGCCUGCUAGGAUACUGCUACUGAUGUUUGGGCAUUUUACUGCAGGCAUCCCAACGAACACCCUACCCUGACCAACAUGGGUCCUUCAGACCAGUACUUUGGGGUAUCUAGAAGUCUAGCUCCAGUUAAUUUUUUCUUUGCAUUCAAUCAACAUAGAAACAUCUGGAGUUGUAUUUUUCUCUUUUCGUUUUGUUACAUUUUCGUGUUUUCUAUAUUUUGUUCUCUCAGCUGCAAAAAUAAAUACUUAUUGUUGCAGCCGAGACAGCUUUUUUGGUUAGGGACUUGGCUGCUCAUCAUAUUGAUGAGUGUGAGGGUGUUUUCCUCUCCAACAUUUUAAGGUAUGGCACAUGUUUAAGACUGCAGUUUCUACCUUGGGACUUUUUUACUCACCAGACCACCACCACACCUCUGGGACCCAACCAACCACCCCAGGCUCCAGAGGAACUCCUGUCUGUCACCAUAUAC